CUUACAUAAUGCGAUGCUUUCAACCUACGCGUCACGCAUCCUAAUCCUUCGCCAAAGCGCGUCACCAGCCUCAAUCGUCAACACUCACUCCACAGCCGCAAUGCAAUCAUGGGCGCCGAAACAGGGUGCAACCGCGACAUUAUCAUUUCCAUCCACCCGCAACACGUCGCCAACAUCGUCAGCCGGGCCAAGAACCACGAGUUCCGCAACUAUCUGCUCCCGGCCGACGUGACGCGGUUUCUGAUCUACGAGACGAGCCCCACGUCGGCCAUCAAGUACAUCGCCACCAUCAGCCGCGGCAAGCGGCCGGGCGACAUCCGCGACCCCUCGGGGCUGCGCAACGACGAGUUCGACGGCGGCCUCCUGGAGCAGCGCGGCGUCAGGUACGCCUACGAGAUCCGCCGGCUCGACGCCCUCGCCACCCCAAUCACUCUCGCCGACCUGAAGCGCAACGGCUGGCUCGGCGGCCCGCCGCAGAAAUACUGCUUCGUGAACCAGCCCAUGCGCGACGCGCUGAGCGCCGCGUCCCUGAGCCUGGUGUUCGAUCGCACAGCCGUCGCGGCCGCAGCUGUCGCGUCGCCAGAUGGCGGGGCAGGAGGCGAUUUGGGCGCGCCUCCCGACGCGAAGCAGAAACCUAGCCAGCCACCGACAAGCCGCCGCCGGCGAAAGGGUGCGUCAACUCCGGGCGUCGCGGGAUUUGACGUGAAGUUGCUAGGCGCGCCUGCACUGACGGCUUGCCAAGACCCUGCGGUUGCUCGACGGCCGACAAGCAGUCCCGCGGGCGGAGUAACAAAGCGGAGGAAGCCGCCCCCACCAACAGCAAAGCCAAUAGCAAGUCGAGCGAAGCAAGGAUUGCUGCAGAGCUGGUUGGAGGACUCUGCAAGCCAGUAAUUAACACUGCGCAAUCCCAAUGGGGUGUGUCUGUCUGUGUGUCUGUGUCUGUGUGUCUGUGUGUCUGUGUGUCUGUGUGUCUGUGUGUCU
Molecule: messenger RNA, 981 nt
Organism: Lasiosphaeria miniovina
Lineage: Eukaryota; Fungi; Ascomycota; Sordariomycetes; Sordariales; Lasiosphaeriaceae
Exons: 1
Coding region: 109-891 (260 amino acids)
Source: RefSeq, a predicted model, not a curated record